Limulus polyphemus (Atlantic horseshoe crab) is the source of this 1500-nucleotide messenger RNA. RefSeq names its product E3 ubiquitin-protein ligase SMURF2-like. The coding region runs from base 85 to 1500 and encodes 471 amino acids. Gene Ontology annotation, biological process: positive regulation of transcription by RNA polymerase II; hippo signaling. The transcript has 9 exons. NCBI's taxonomy places the organism in Eukaryota, Metazoa, Arthropoda, Merostomata, Xiphosura, Limulidae. Gene Ontology annotation, molecular function: transcription coactivator activity; protein binding. Gene Ontology annotation, cellular component: nucleus; cytoplasm. The record is from RefSeq and is a predicted model, not a curated record.
CGGUCUGUGCAUUCCGAUAUGUUGGGGUGGGAAAUGGUUAGGGAAAGUAUUCUCAAUGUUUGUUAAAAUAAAUACAUUAAUAACAUGGCCAAUCAGCCUAGCAGUAGAAGAAAUGGAGCGACUAAAAUAAGACUGACAAUUCUGUGUGCAAAGAAUCUGGCCAAAAAGGACUUCUUUAUCUGCUUAAAAAUGGUCUUUGAAGCAGACGUCCAUGGACAGUGGAAGGCUUGUUUAAAGCUUGCCCAAGAUGAGUGUUCCAAGUUUGUCCUUGCUGUCAUUCGCAGAGUUUUGUUAUUACAGAGCCGGGCAACAGAUUUGAAGUCUCGUAGGUUAUGUACUGUUGUUGAAACUGAUGCAACAAGUUUUUGUUCAUUAAGAUAUAUUGGAAAGCAGGAUUCUGUCACUAUUAGUGUAUGGAAUCACAAGAAGAUUCAUAAAAAGAAUGGAGCAGGGUUCCUAGGCUGUGUGCGGAUCAUGUCUAAUGCAAUCCAGCUUCUCAAAGAUACUGGCUAUCAGAGGCUAGACCUUUGUAAAAAUAAUUCUGAUGACCAAGAGGUGGUACGUGGCCAGAUAGUGGUCAGCCUUAUGUCUAGAGAUGGACAUGGUUCAGGGAGUCAAAAUGUAGUCAUGGAUACUGUGCAAAACCUAUCUUCUCCCGAGGAACUUCCUGAAGGCUGGGAGGAGCGAAGGACUGCUUCUGGAAGGAUAUAUUAUGUCAAUCACUAUUCUAGAUCUACUCAGUGGGAGAAACCAACAAGACCUGCACAUGAAUCUCAGCAGAGUAAUAACUCCAGUCAGAAUGUUAACAGUAGAUCACGCAGAAAUCAUAUUACAUCGGGUCCUAACAGUGAAGGGGAGUCAUCAUCAUCUUCACAAAAUAGCCAAGUAGCGAUGAGAAGGCGAUCUACCAGACAUCGGAACUUCAUGUCCAGAAAUCAGCUCCACCGGUCAGCCGAGCUACCUGAUGGUUAUGAAAUUAGGACUACCCAACAAGGACAGAUAUAUUUUUAUCAUGUUGCAACUGGAGUUAGCACUUGGCAUGAUCCUAGAGUGCCUAGGGACCUUGCUGGAGUGAAUGCUGGCGACCUGGGACCACUUCCUAAUGGUUGGGAGAUGAGGCAAACAGGAAGUGGCAGAAUCUAUUUUGUAGAUCACAAUAACAAAACAACCCAGUUUACCGAUCCUCGACUUUCGAACAGCCUUGUCCUACAGAAUGUGCUGAAUAUUCGAAGAAAUGGGUCGUCAGUCUCGACAAACAGUGAAGAAAGUAGUAACAUUCCUGCUGGACAGGUUGCAUCCAGUAGCAGUGAUGUAUUGACAAUUCCUACAAUACUUGAUAACAGUGAUUCUCCCCUUCCGAAGUACACACGUGACAUCGUGCAGAAGAUGUCUUCAUUAAGACAGGAAAUUCAAACUUUACAGCCCCAGUCAGGUCACUGUCGCAUGGAAGUGUCGAGGGAGGACAUUUUUGAGGUUUUUCAGUUCUUACCUACAAAAUAA